Hirsutella rhossiliensis is the source of this 2283-nucleotide messenger RNA. Its product is annotated as patatin-like phospholipase domain-containing protein. Lineage: Eukaryota; Fungi; Ascomycota; Sordariomycetes; Hypocreales; Ophiocordycipitaceae. The record is from RefSeq and is a predicted model, not a curated record. The coding region runs from base 1 to 2283 and encodes 760 amino acids. Gene Ontology annotation, molecular function: triacylglycerol lipase activity. Gene Ontology annotation, biological process: lipid metabolic process. The transcript is spliced from 2 exons.
AUGCCGCCAGACACGGUUUACGGCUUCCCCCCGGAAGCGUUCGACAUUUCACGCAUUCCCGACAUCGACCACGAGUAUGUCGACCCCGAGGACCUGAAGGCCUUUGAGGCGGCGCUGCGAGCACCCGAUCCGCUGCAGAGCCCAUCUGAAGAGACGGUGAGCGUCAGGUCGCCGAGGAGCCCCGCCGGCCCCUUCAACAUCACAAAGCGAAACUCGCAGACGGGCGCCGCCUUUGACGACGAUGCCUCGGCCAUCGUGGCAGCUGCCGGGACUGCCGGAGGGGAGCUGCAGCCCCCGCCGAAGCCGACGAUGCACAGCCACGGGACCUUUAUCACGGCGCAAAACGACUGGGCGCCGGUGAACCCCAACCUCUAUCGCGGUCGGAGAAGCGGCAAGGACGGCCGCAGGAAACGUGCCAAGGACGCCGUCGAGGGCCUGCUGGGCACCCGGACCAAGGACGAGACGAGGGAGGGCUACUUUUACCAGCUCGCCAAGUGGCCGUUGCUGGUCUUCGUCUUCACCUGGCUGGCCUGGCUGAGCGUCGCCUACCUCGCCACGCGAUGGUACAUCUGGGUGUACGAGCACUUCUUCACCUGGCGAGGCCGGCGGGAGUCGCUGCGGAGAAACAUGCGGCGGACGUCGAGCUACAGGGACUGGGUCGCCGCCGCGAGGGAGCUGGACAGUUUUCUCGGCAGGCAGACAUGGCGGGAGGAAAACGACUUUGCCUACUACGACUCCAAGACGGUCAAGCGGGUGUGGGAUCAGAUGCGCAAGAUGAGGGCGCGGGCCGAGGCGCAGGAGACGGGGGACGCUCAGCAAAACGGCAAAGGCAAGGCCGUGGACGAUUUGAGGGCGCUGAUCGAGGCCUGCGUCAAGAAUAACUUUGUUGGCGUGGAGAACUCGAGGCUGUACAGCCAGACGUACUACGGGACCAAGAAUCUUGUCCAGAACUUCGUCGACGAAGUCGAGGCGAGCGUCAGGUUCCUGCACAAGACGAAACAGCUCGAGAUCGAGGAGAAACGGCUCCUGUUCAAGCACGUCCACGCCAACUACGGGCGGACGGCGCUCUGCUUGUCUGGAGGGGCCGCCUUUGCCUACUACCACAUCGGAGUGGUCAGGGCCCUGCUGGAUGCCGACCAGCUCCCCGAUGUCAUCACCGGUACUAGCGGCGGCGCGCUCGUGGCGGCGCUCGUGGCGACGCGGACCAACGAGGAGCUCAAGCAGCUGCUCGUGCCGGCCCUCGCACACCGCAUCAAUGCCUGCAGCGAGCCCAUGACGACAUGGUUCCCCAGGUGGUGGAAGACGGGCGCCCGCUUCGACUCGGUCGACUGGGCUGCCCGGUGCAGUUGGUGGGCUCGGGGCUCGCUGACAUUCCGCGAGGCGUACGAGCGGACGGGCCGCAUUCUCAACGUCUCGUGCGUCCCGGCCGACCCGCACUCGCCCACGAUCCUGUGCAACUACCUCACGAGCCCGGACUGCGUCAUCUGGUCGGCCGUUCUGGCAUCGGCCGCGGUUCCCGGCAUCCUCAACCCCGUCGUCCUUAUGAUGAAGACGUGGGACGGAACGCUGGCGCCGUACUCGUUUGGCCACAAGUGGAAGGACGGAAGCUUGCGGACCGACAUCCCGAUCAAGGCGCUCAACACGCACUUCAACGUCAACUUUACCAUUGUCAGCCAGGUGAACCCGCACAUAAACCUGUUCUUCUUCUCGUCGAGGGGCUCCGUCGGGCACCCGGUGACGCACCGCAAGGGGCGGGGCUGGCGCGGGGGAUACCUCAUGUCGGCCAUUGAGAACUACCUGAAGCUCGACAUGAACAAGUGGCUCAGAUUCAUCCGGCACGCGGAGCUGCUGCCACGGCCGCUGGGGCAAGACUGGAGCCAGCUGUGGCUGCAGGAGUUUAGCGGCAACAUCACCAUCUGGCCCAAGUCGGCCGUGACGGACUUUUGGCACAUCCUGUCGGACCCGGACGCGGGCCGGCUGGCGCGCAUGAUCCACGAGGGCCGGCAGAGCGCGUUCCCCAAGCUCAAAUUCAUCGCCAACCGGCUCAAGGUGGAGCGGCUGGUGGAGCAGGGCCGGCUGGACACGAGGCCGUGGGUGCGCAGGGGAAGCAUCCAAACCAUCCUAAGCGAGGACAACCUGCAGAGUCUGCUGGCGGGGGAAUCGGGCCUGAACGGGACAACAGAGGAGGAGGAUAAUGAUGAGGAGGAAGAGGGGGAGGACGUGACUCGGACGGCGCCGGUGGACGAAUUUGCGGGCGGCGUGCAAGCUGAGAAGACGGGCUGA